Molecule: messenger RNA, 718 nt
Organism: Petromyzon marinus (sea lamprey)
Lineage: Eukaryota; Metazoa; Chordata; Hyperoartia; Petromyzontiformes; Petromyzontidae
Product: calcineurin subunit B type 1-like
Molecular function (GO): calcium ion binding
Source: RefSeq, a predicted model, not a curated record
GGGGGGGAGGGGAUAGGGGGGGGGGAUCCCCCAAUGUCUGCUCCGCCGCUCUCCGCCAUCCACGAGACGUCCGCAGCGAAGCUGCUGCGAGAGGCCGUGCGGCAAAAUGGGAAACGAAGGCAGCUACCCCAUGGAAAUGUGUUCUCAUUUCGAUCCGGACGAGAUCCGGAGGCUGGGCAAGCGGUUCCGCAAGCUCGACCUGGACGGCUCGGGCUCGCUCAGCGUCGAGGAGUUCAUGUCCCUGCCCGAGCUGCAGCAGAACCCCCUCGUGCAGAGGGUCAUCCACAUCUUCGACACCGACGGCAACGGGGAGGUCGACUUCAAGGAGUUCAUUGAAGGCGUCUCACAGUUCAGUGUCAAGGGAGACAAGGAACAGAAGCUGCGAUUCGCGUUCCAAAUCUACGACAUGGACCGCGAUGGCUUCAUCUCCAACGGGGAGCUCUUCCAGGUGCUCAAGAUGAUGGUGGGCAACAACCUGAAGGACACGCAGCUGCAGCAGAUCGUGGACAAGACGAUCCUCAACGCCGACAAGGACGGCGACGGUCGCAUCUCCUUCCAGGAGUUCUGCUCCGUGGUGGGCGGGAUGGAUGUUCACAAGAAGAUGGUGGUGGACGUCUGAUGGUGGGAGACUGCGUUGUUCACGUUCACACUCGUUCACCUGGAUCCAUUCAACUCCGUUCAAAAUAUCCUCCCUCACAACCCCCCCCCCCCCCCCCCC